Messenger RNA from Solanum tuberosum (potato), 558 nucleotides. RefSeq lists its product as uncharacterized. Lineage: Eukaryota; Viridiplantae; Streptophyta; Magnoliopsida; Solanales; Solanaceae. The record is from RefSeq and is a predicted model, not a curated record. Bases 1 to 558 code for a protein of 185 amino acids. The transcript has a single exon.
AUGGAGGCUUGGAAUAGAAUGCGUGACAUAUUCCAAGAUAACAAACACUCUCGUGCCGUCCCCCUUGAGUACGAUUUCACUCAUGUGAACAUGGAAGAUUUUCCAAGUGUCUCUGCCUAUUGUCAGCACCUUAAAUCUUUGUCGGACCAACUCAAGAAUGUCGGCUCUCCCGUCGACAACAAUAUACUAGUUCUUCAACUAGUCUCUGGCCUCACCAAACCCUACAAAGGUGUGGCCACUCUCAUUCGCCAACGUGAUCCUUUACCCCAAUUUUAUCCAGCCCAUUCGAUGCUCACUCUUGAAGAGGCCGGCCUUGCUAAGAAGGCGACACAUAGCUCCUUAUCAGCUAUGGUUACUUGUGAGUCGACUGGCUUGCAUGAUAUUGUUAAUCAUUCAUCUUCACACCGCAAUACUAAUGGUGGAAAGAGGAACCAAUACCGCAAUAAUAAUCGCAGCAAUAAUGGUCGUCAUGGAGGCAGCAAGGGUGGUAGCGACGGUGGGGGUAAGGCUGGAGGUGGUGGUCAGAUGGGAGGCGGCAACAAUUGCGGUGGCGGAUAA